Suillus clintonianus is the source of this 2266-nucleotide messenger RNA. RefSeq names its product ARM repeat-containing protein. The record is from RefSeq and is a predicted model, not a curated record. NCBI's taxonomy places the organism in Eukaryota, Fungi, Basidiomycota, Agaricomycetes, Boletales, Suillaceae. The coding region runs from base 194 to 2266 and encodes 690 amino acids. The transcript has 10 exons. Gene Ontology annotation, biological process: ribosomal large subunit biogenesis; protein import into nucleus.
AAUUGUUUUGGGGGGUUUCCACCAAAUUUUAGUUUGUGCCCAUGAGCGUAGUCUCAAAGAAGGCCAAAAAUAGUAAUCACAUUUUACGCGUCCCUAUACUAACCCUCCGAGCUGAUCAGAUUCACUAUCUUAGCUCUUUACCUUCUGAUCGGGACCAUCAUUCACCGAUAUCCAACCCCCAGUAUACUCGGAAAUGGGGAAGUCGCAGAAGAAACGGUCGAUGCGUCGACACAAUCCCAUGCGGGUGCCAGAUUCACAUCUUCCAAAAGGUCUGGAAUCAGCGGCUUCAUCCUCACCGAAAAAUGAAGCAGUAUUGCCUAUCAUCCAAAAGUUGGAGAGCCCAGACGCUUCUGAACGCAAGUGGGCAUGCGUCGCGGUGUCCAAUCUCAUACAAAACGAUCCAUCCACGCGACGGUUAUUGCAGGGAAAAAAUGUGGUCGGAGCGCUCAUUACGCGCCUAUCUGAUAGUGAGGAGGAAGUUUGGAUCGAAGCCGCUGGGGCAUUAAGGUGUGCAAUCUCCCCCGGUCUCCAAGAUUUCUACUGCCCUACAUUCUUGUUCCUCAGAAAUUUGUGCAUUGAUGGAGGGUACGAUAUAUGCGCCGAGAUGUACAAUAAAAAUAUACUGGCUCCCCUUAAAACAUUUGUGCCGAAGAUAUCAAGUGCACUCUCACAGUUCCUGGAGUCACCGAAGACAGCUCCAGAAAACGCUCAAAAAGUAGUGUAUGAAUUUACCGAGAAUGUGAAUACUAUACUCUGGUGUCUUUCGGAGACAUCCAACAAGGCUCUCAAUGCUAUCAACCAAAUUAGCCUUGUUCCGUUUUUGAUGUCCUUCCUGGCCGCUCGAGCAAAAUUGCCCAUAGCUACCGUUACUGCCGCAGCGCAAUGUCUGUACGUCUUGACGGAUGACAAUCAGCCAGCAAUAGAUGAGCUACGGUCAAAUGCGGUGUACAGCACGUGUUUACUCGAAAUUGUACACAACAAAGGCAGUUUAUCGGACAAGGACAGGGAAGUAUUUGGGGAUAGGUUGACCAUGUUGAAGGUGUUGUCAAGCGGCAUCCUGAGUAACGUUUCACCUUUGCCUGGUGCCGCAUCAGGAGUCGAUGUUGGCAAGGAGAUUGUACUUCCACUGCUCCAGCCAGUGGUGGCUUCUGUGUCUCUUACUGAGUCAUCAGCGCUGGCUGAGAGUCUGGUGACAAAAAUAGCGCUGGAACCUCCUCAGAUAGAAAAAUUAUCCCUAAAAAACGCUCCACAGUCAGAUCACAGGUCUGAUACCGAGGUCGAACUUGACCGUUUGGAGAACAAAUUGCGCACAGUCCAGCUCGCACUAGAAAUUCUAACCGGGGUGUGUGCAACAUUACCUGACCCCACUUCCGAGGCGCAGGAAGGUGUACCUGAUGCAGAGGAAGAUGACGAAGAAGAGGAUGUGACAGAUGAUAUGGCCCUCGACGAUACCCCGAUCACCAAUGGCACAACAACCGCAAGUCAUCUGCCUGCGCUCGUAGAACCUCUCAUCACCCUUAUCCAACCCGUCAGGUUAUCAUUUCCUCCUGCAGCUGGGCAAUCCCUUCACCCACCUACAACAUCGGUACUGAGUGCAAUUCAUGUUAGCGCGCUCGAGUGCUUGAAUAACAUAUUUCUCUCGUUGAGUGCGUCUCCAAACUCUGGAUUAGCCGCGGCGUCCGCGAGUGGAAAACAGAUAUGGGACGGUGUGUGGGCAGCACUUGGGAGUGUAGGCACGGAAAUUACACGCAGCCAAGAGCGUAAACAGGAAAUGUGGGAGAUUGGAGUGGGUGUGCUAUGGGGUGUCGGUAAUAUCUGGAAGGGUAGCCUGGUGCCCAACGAAGAACAAGUGCAGCUAUUGAUUCAGCUAUGUAACUCGAGCGCUGAUCUUGCUAUUCGCGUUAAAUGCAUCGGCACACUCGAGUGCCUGGCACAGCAUCCACAGUCUAUUGAUGCCAAUCGCGUUAUCGCAAUGCAUCUGCUUUCCAUCCUCCCAACAUCCACAGCGCCUUCGUCACAUGGCACCGAGCCGCUGAUCCAAACACUGUCCGCUCUCAUAGACAUCUAUUCCGACGAGAAUCUCCCAUACGAUAUUAAUUUCCGGCAAGGCAACUUCCUGCAGCGUCUUGUAGAUAGUGUUGACGGGGUGCGUAAAGCCGUGCGUGCAAUCGAUAGGCGGAAAGAGCGAGAUCUGAAGCUGAGAGGGGAGGAGAUGCGAGACAACUUGGUUGCCUUCAUCAAGUACCGAAGGGCCUUGAAAUUUUAA